CUCUCUUUCUGUUGAAUCUAUGUUCAUAGUCAUUCCUUUUCAGCCUUAACAAUUCCUGCAGCCUACCUUGCUUCCCUCCUUCUAGCUGGGCAAGCCUGUCGUUCGAGUUUGCGACACUCCCUCUUCGCUUCUUGUAUCAACACUUCGUUUUCCUGUCCCGGUAGACCUGAAGAAUGGGUCAACUCACAGCUCUAGCUGGCGUUACAGCACUUUUGCUGUCUACCUCAGUCAUAGCCGCAAACUACACACUGGCCGACUCUUACGAUUCCACCAACUUCUUUGACGAGUUCAGUUUCUUCGCCGAUUCCGACCCAACGCACGGAUUCGUCCGGUACCUCGAUGCAGAAGCAGCCGAAGCGGCCUCCCUUGCGAGCUGCAAGGACGAUGUCGUAUUCCUCGCCGUUGACAACACGACUCUUCACCCGCCAGGCGGCCGGCCGUCUGUCCGAGUCACGUCCAACAAAGCGUACAACACAGGACUGUUCAUUGCUGACAUUUCCCAUAUGCCGGGGAACGCGUGCGGCGUUUGGCCGGCCUUCUGGACAUUCGGCCCCGACUGGCCCAACGGUGGCGAGAUGGACAUCAUCGAGGGUGUCAGCAUGCAGAGCAGCACCGCCGUCACGCUGCACACUUCCGCGGGAUGCACCAUCACCAACAAUGGCUCUGCCUCUGGAACGACCCUUUCGAGCGGGGACUGCAACAGCAACUCGGGCUUUGACGGUUGCUCUCAGCAGACAUCGGACACUGCUUCAUUCGGCGACGGCUUUAACGCCGUCGAGGGUGGCGUCUACGCGAUGGAAUGGACCACGGGUGCCAUUUCGGUGUGGUUCUUCCCGCGCGGCAGCAUUCCGGCAGACAUCAUCGGCGGUAUUCCCGACCCGACCUCUUGGACCACGCCCCACGCCAGGUUCGUCGCUUCUGGCUGUGACUUUACCAGCCACUUCAAGGAUCAAAACAUUGUCUUUGACACCACCAUGUGUGGAGACUGGGCUGGCAACGCGUGGUCGUCAGACACCAAGUGCAGCGCCUUGGCCUCCACCUGUGAGGAAUACGUCGCCGCGAACCCAGCGGCUUUUAGUGAAGCAUAUUGGCUGGUUAAUUCGGUCAAGGUGUAUCAACAGGGUGCUUCUGCGAAGGGCAACCUUCGUCAGGCGAGGAAGUUCCGGGAGUGA
Messenger RNA from Phialemonium atrogriseum, 1172 nucleotides. RefSeq names its product concanavalin A-like lectin/glucanase. Gene Ontology annotation, molecular function: hydrolase activity, hydrolyzing O-glycosyl compounds. The record is from RefSeq and is a predicted model, not a curated record. The coding region runs from base 174 to 1172 and encodes 332 amino acids. The transcript has 2 exons. Gene Ontology annotation, biological process: glucan catabolic process. Lineage: Eukaryota; Fungi; Ascomycota; Sordariomycetes; Cephalothecales; Cephalothecaceae.